This is a messenger RNA of Phoenix dactylifera (date palm), 4098 nucleotides long. The record is from RefSeq and is a predicted model, not a curated record. Lineage: Eukaryota; Viridiplantae; Streptophyta; Magnoliopsida; Arecales; Arecaceae.
UUGCAUGAAGGAUGAUCUGGUCUUGGUGAAGAGUGUUAAAUCAAGUGCAUAGAAGGGAGAUAGAAUCUUUAUACGCUUUUGGGCAUUGGGAAGGCUGGCUAAGUCUGAGACUUAGCGCCGCACCGAGAGGGAUCAAGCAAAAAAUUUGUGAGCAGAUUUCUGCCUGGUGACACCUGCCAUCUAUCCAUUAACCGGAGAGGACGAGAAAAAAGGAGAAAAAAAAAAAAAGCCACCGCAAUCUCCAUCUAAGAAAGAGGCCAAAACAAUCACUAGUCUCCAUCGCCUCCAUUCUGUCACCGUGUUUCUCCUUUUUCUUCUCUGAUCUCCGGCGUCGAACACAUCAUCCCCAUUCCUCACUCACUCCCGAACCGAUCGCCAGCGAAACGCCCCCCCCCCCCCCCCCCCCCCCCCCCCCCCCCUCUUCCGGGGAAAGCCGGCAGGCAUACGAACCCUCCCUCGCGUCGUCGUCGUCGUCUGAUGGGAGGCGGGAGAGGCGUCGGCGUGGUUUAUCUCGCCGGACGCGGGAGCUGAGAUGCGGCAGGAUCCGUCGGGAAUCCCCUCGUUCCUCGACGGUGGCCGUCCGAUCCAGGAGUUCGACAACCCGGGGCCCUUGCUGUUCCUUCCCUUGCUUUUCCUCCAGGGAGGAGGGAUGGAUCUGUCCCGAAUCGGCGAGAAGCUCCUCAGCUCCGUGCGCUCCGCGAGAUCUCUCGGGCUUCUUCCCCCGGCGUCCGAUCGUCCGGAGGUUCCAGCUCGAGCAGCAGCAGCUGCUGCUGCUGCUCGUGCUCUAGCAGGACUUCCCCCACAUCAAAGGAUUACCCUUCCAUCAAAUUCUGAAGAAUUGGUUUCAAUCUAUGGCAUCAGAUCCCAAGGUCAGGUCAUAGAAGAGCUUGAGGAAGGCUUCUAUCAUGAGGAUUUUGAUCCAGUGAGGCAUGUUCUGGAAAAUAUUCCAUCUGAAGAAAAUGAUGUUACCUAUUUUGAUCAGAAGUCCACUCUUAGAUUGGCCCAGCUUGAUAAGAUAGCAGAACAGUUAUCACGUCAUGUUAUGGAGCAUCAUGAAGAGAUGGUGAAGGGGAUGCAAUUGGUGAUGGAGUUGGAGCAAGAUUUGAAAGUUGCAAAUGUCAUCUGCAUGAAUGGGAGAAGACAUAUAGCCUCGUCAAUGCAAGAGGUCUCAAGGGAUCUUGUUGUGAACUCGCAUUCGAAAAAGAAACAAGCUUUAUUGGACAUGCUUCCAAUUCUUACAGAACUUCGUCAUGCAUUAGACAUGCAAAUGGAACUUGAAGCACUAGUUGAGAAUGGAAAUUACUUUGUGGCAUUUCAGUUAUUACCAGAGUACUUGCAAGUUUUGGAGAACUAUUCAGAACUUUCUGCUAUUCAAGAAAUGGGAUGUGGUGUUGAGGCUUGGUUAGCAAGGACAAUUCAGAAGCUGGAUUCACACUUACUAGGAGUUUGCCAGAUGUUCAAGGAGGAAAGCUACAUAACUGCAGUUGAUGCAUAUGCGUUAAUGGGGGAUGUUGCUGGGCUUGCUGAAAAAAUACAGAGUUUCUAUAUGCAAGAAAUUCUCUCUGGAACACAUUCUGUACUGAAAGAUUUGGUGCAAGAGGAAAUUGGAAAUACAACGCAGAGAAGUAGACUUACCUACAGUGAUCUCUGUGUUCAAAUACCUGAAUCCAAAUUUCGGAAGUGUUUGUUAAAAACUUUGGAUACCCUAUUUAAGUUGAUGUGUUGAUAUUAUUCUAUCAUGAGCUUUCGACCAGAAGAAAAGGUAAUUGAUUCAGAGUCACAGAUAUCAAGCAAUUCAAGUGUACAGAAUGGAUUUAAAUCUGAGUCUCUGCCAAAAAAGGAAGACUUUGAUGCAGCAAAUAGUAUGUCUGGUAUUGGUGUAACUGAAAAUCUGAGAUCAACAACUUUACAUUCUUGUACAUCAUCUACUGAGAUAAAUGAUGGUGAAACUGCCACAUCAAGCAGUGGUCGUCCCUUUUAUCUGCUGAGAAAAGAUGCCACAGAGAUUGUUGCUCACACACUAGAGAAAGGGCGAAAAAAUCUAUGGCAACUUAUGACAAGUCGUUUAUCUGUCUUGCUAUCUUGUUCAGCCAUCUGCUCAACUAGCAAUUACCAAUUCCUGAGGAACUAUGAAGAUCUUAAUGUAUUUAUUUUGGCUGGUGAAGCAUUCUGUGGAGUGAAAGCUGUCGAAUUCAGGCAGAAACUGAAAAUUGUUUGUGAAAAUUAUGUGACAGCCUUUCACCUUCAAAAUGUUCAUGCACUUAAGAUGAUCCUGGAGAAAGAGUCUUGGGUGAAAAUGCCAGCGGAGGCACUGCAAGUAAUCAGUUUGGCUGGCCUUAUUGGUGAUGCUUCUCCUUUGAUUGUUCCUUUUGUCAGUAAUACUUCCACUGUUUCAGCACUUCACUCUAAAAAGUCUUAUGAUCCAGCGUUUAGUGGCAAGCAGAAUAGUGGAUUUGUUUAUUGGCUUAAGUUAGAAAAUCCAUUUUCUUCAAAGCUGGCAUCUGGCUCUAAGGAAUCACCGAAGGCUCAUUUAUUAUUCAGUGAAUCAAGGGCUUCAAGUUUAACUGAUGGGCAUGCUGUUGAUCUCUUACAUGAUAACAGUAUUUCUGCAAAGAAUCAUUAUGGUAAUCAUGUAAAUGGAAGUAAUUCUGUUCUAGAGGAUGAAAAUGAAGACCUUCUUGCUGACUUUAUUGAUGAAGAUAGUCAGCUUCCUAGUCGAAUAUCUAAACACACACUUGCUAGAAAACAUUCUGCAAAUUGGAAUGACGAAGAGGUUUCAGCCCAAACAGGGUCCUCACUUUGUCUACUGAGGUUAAUGGACAAAUAUGCCAGGCUCAUGCAGAAAUUGGAAAUAGUCAAUGUUGAGUUCUUCAAGGGAAUCUGCCAACUGUUUGGGAUUUUUUAUCAUCAUAUUUUUGAGACAUUUGGCCAGCGGGACACAAAUCAAAGUGGAAAAUUCUUACCAGAUACUCUAUCCUCUCGGCUUAAAACAGCCUUAUCGAAAAUUAUGCAAGAUUGUGAUGUGUGGAUCAGACCCCAAAAUGCAUCAUGUUCUCCCUCAUCACCUGUCUCAUUAAAUACGACAUUCACACAUAUGGAUGUAAUGCCUACUAUACCUCCUAGCACCGUGUUCGGGCAUGCACCAAGUACUUUAUUUGGGUUGAAGGAAAGAUGUGCAGGUGCUGAAACAAUAUCAUUAGUUGCACGCGUAUUGUAUAGAUCAAAAAACCAUCUCCAGUCAAUGCUAUUACAGCACAAUGCAACUAUAGUUGAAGAUUUUUUUGGUAAUCUGGUGGAUUCUGUUCCAGAUCUGUCCGAGCACAUUCAUAGGACAACGGCAAGUAUGCUUCUACAUAUCAAUGGGUAUGCAGAUAAGAUUACAAAUGCGAAAUGGGAGGUGAAAGAUCUUGGGUUAGAGCACAAUGGGUAUGUUGACUUGUUGUUGGGAGAAUUUAAACAUUAUAAAACAAGGCUUGCACAUGGUGGAAUCUCUAAGGAGGUUCAGGAUCUCCUCCUGGAAUAUGGACUUGAAAAUGUUGCAGAAGUACUUAUUGAAGGCCUAUCACGAGUAAAGAGAUGCACAGAUGAAGGACGGGUCUUAAUGUCAUUAGACCUUCAGGUCUUAAUUAACGGACUACAGCACUUUGUUUCCAUAAAUGUGAAGCCAAAGCUGCAAGUUGUUGAAACAUUUAUCAAGGCCUACUAUCUUCCCGAGACUGAAUAUGUGCACUGGGCACGAUCUCAUCCAGAAUACAGUAAAAGCCAAAUUGUAGGGUUAAUUAACCUUGUUGCUACUAUGAAAAGCUGGAAAAGGAAGACGAGGUUGGAAGUUCUAGAGAGAAUUGAAGCCAGCAUUUAGAGUUGGUGUGCAAUUUUCUGCAGCAUGUAAAGUCUUUUGUGAUUUAUUGGUUUUCCUCUUAUUUCUUCUGUAGAUCUGAAAUAGGUAUCUCCUAGUCUCAUUGUUCUUAGCUGUAUUAUUUUUUUUUUCCAAACUAUAAUUUUGUAUUAUAGUCUUCUUGAAAGAGAAAUAUCAGGUGUAUUUAACUGUGGACUGUCAGUCAAUAAUAUAGAUUACUCCCAUUCACAUUAGCUGUUAAA